GACGCCGCUGCGCCGCCUAUAAGCCAAAGGCUGCCCAAAAAUAAUGCCAUGACCCCUUCGCAUCGCUAACUUAGUCCAACGCGGCCGAAUUCGCAUCGAUGAGUGCGGCAAAACGCCUGCCCGCCUGGGCAGCAGCCUGCCUCCUCGUGGCCGCCGCGACCGAUGAAUGUCAUGCGCCGGUCGCGAACACCUACACCAUGGACCCGCCGGCGGCCACCUACCCGGCGCGACCGCUGCGCGAACUCACGACGCCGCUGACAACUGUAAUUCGCUGGCUCGGUAACGACGAGGCCCAACUCGCGGCCUCCCUCGGCACGCUGCGCGCGACGCUGCCGCGGGCGCGCAUCACCAUUGCUGCGCGCGAUAUGGAGCGAGCGCGCCGCGUCGGCGCGCGCUUCGAGGUCGAGCGCGUCGUCGGCGUCGAUGCCGUUCCGACGCUCACUACCGGACAGGUUGUCGUGGCCGACGCGUCGGUCGUAUUCCAGCCCGACGCGACGCGGACUCGACUCGUCGCCAUGAAGGGCUGCGCGGCGGCGGGCCGUCGCUUCGCAGUCGGUGAUGCACAGAGCGUCGCGGGGUGGCUCCGCGGCGGCGACUGCUCGGAAUCGACCACCGGUCUUAUUCUAGCAAAUGGCUGCGCGCAUUCAAACGCCUUCGGCGAGGUCGUCUCAGAGAAUGAGCUCCCCUACUUCGCUCUGUUACAUCCGAGCGCGGACUGCCCCUGGCGCUCCACAUUAACGGCGCGUUUACAAACCUUCUCCGCCGUCUGCGCCAAGCCGCCCUGCGCCGUGCCGCUGUCGCGCGUCAAGAACCGGAAGCGGACGCAGCAGCUACUUGACACGCACGGGCUGAAUGAUAAGACCGGCGCCGACGCGGCUUUAUUAUUGCGAAAGCGGCGGCCGCUCUUCGCUGAACCAUAUCAUAAUGAAACGCCGACGACGGACUGCCUCUUGAUGGGCGCCGGCGACUACAAGGAUCCCCAGGUUUAUGCGACGUUCCUGCGGAGCCUCCGCGAGGCCGGGUCGGCCUGCGACGUGACGCUCUUCACGAACGACGCCGCCUCUCCAGAUAUUCAAUCUAUUUUCAACAAAUUCAACGCGAGGUGGCACCGCUUUCUACCGGUAGUGGACGGGCUCUCGAGCGACGACGUCGCGAGACAAGCCUUCCAGACCGCACCCGGAUUGGGUAGGUUAGCGUCGACUUUACGGUUCCGCAUCUUCCGCAGCUAUUUAAUGGGAGAAUCGCGCCAUACGUAUGUGGGCUGGGCCGACGUCCGCGACGUCUUUUUCCAGAGCUGUCCGUUUUCUCGCCUCAGAAGUGGCGCCUUGCACGUCUUCUCGGAGACGGCUCUGCUCACCCUAGCGCAUAAACGGCGCGUCUACCUCGAGUGGUCGCGGCGGGCGUGGGGUUUUGACUGCUCUGAUGAGUACGAAACGUAUCACGACGCGCCGCCGGUCAAUCUAGGCGUCGUGCUCGGUGCCCGAUCCUCAGUGUUGCAGGCGUUGGAUACUUUAAUAUGUCAAUUGGAGAGGUGCGGCGGCUGGGACCAGUUUUUGUGGAGCAAGUUGGUUUACGAGAGGACGAUCGGAGCGACGGCUCAUAUUGGAGACGACGACGCGGCCGUCGCGAACCUGUGCGCGAAUCUUGACGUGGAGGUCGGCGACGCGUCGCGCGUCGUGUCGAGUCGAGGUGAGCCUUAUUCGAUCGUGCACCAAUAUGAUCGGUACGACGGCGUGGUGCGCGCGGUGGCUUCGAGGUGGCCGUUUGCGGCUGCUUGAGGCGUCGGCGUAGGUGUGUUCUUGUUACUAU
Molecule: messenger RNA, 1809 nt
Organism: Pelagomonas calceolata
Lineage: Eukaryota; Pelagophyceae; Pelagomonadales; Pelagomonadaceae
Source: the annotation of a GenBank genome assembly